GCAAAUUGUUGUAUUUAUUCUAAAUUGAAAGUGCCCCUCAAGUGCUCAAGUGAACCAAACUCGAAAAUGUUGCAACAUCAUCAUCAGCAGCAAGCACAGGUGCCACAAUCCGGCGGCUAUUACGACUACAAUCAGUCGCCUAGUCCUGGCAGUCUGACCAAUGCGGAUGCCCUGAACACCACCCCAUUUUCAGUCAAGGAUAUAUUGAAUAUGGUUAAUCAAACGGAGGCAUACGAAGGCGCCUAUGGACAUCUUGACAGUGCCGCUGCAGCUUCGGCGCUCUAUGGCGCCGGCGAGUACCAGCAGCAUCUUCACCAGCAUCCGCAUCAGUACCAGCACCAGCAACAGGAGGUCGUGUCACCGGCAUCGCAGCAGCAACUGCAUCAUCAUCUGGUCGAGCAUCAGGAGGAUGCAACUACAGCGUCGUCGCUGUCGCCACUGCUGCCGCCCCCGCCCCACGGCCACCAUCAGUUGUACGGCGGCUAUCAGGACUACGGCAUGCCCGCCCACAUGUUCCAGCAUCACCAUGGACAUCCGCACCAGAGCUUCCAGCCGGCUGCCUCGGCCUACAACAUGUCCGCCACGCAGUUCUACGCCGGAGCCACAGCCUCCUCGUAUCAAAGUCCCGCCACAUACAACUACAACUAUGCCGGAGCCGUGGAUGCGUAUCCGCAGCCACCGUCAGCCGUCAGCAUCAAGAGCGAGUACAUACCCACUCCGUAUGUGACGCCCUCACCCACCCUGGACCUGAACAGCUCCGCCGAGGUGGAGAGCCUUGCGCCGGCGCAGAAACUAUGCGGCAAUCCGCUCUCCCAGAGACUCCUGGAGACGGUCAGCAACUCGGCCUCGCUGCGUAGCAUUCACAGCACGGAUGAGGGCCCCAAGAGAAAGGACAACAGCCAGGUGACCUCUUCGCGUUCCGAGCUGCGCAAGAACAGCAUCAGUGGCAGUGGGAAUCACAGCAGCAUUAACAGCAAUGGAUCCACCAAGCCACGCAUGAAACGCAAGCCACGGGUGCUCUUCUCCCAGGCACAGGUGCUGGAGUUGGAGUGCCGUUUUCGGCUGAAGAAGUAUCUGACGGGAUCUGAGCGUGAGAUAAUUGCCCAAAAGCUGAAUCUGUCGGCCACGCAGGUGAAGAUCUGGUUCCAAAAUCGUCGCUACAAGUCGAAGCGGGGCGACAUCGAUUGCGAGGGCAUUGCCAAGCAUCUCAAGCUCAAGGCGGAGCCACUGCACUCACCCACAUCGCUACCACCUCCCAUGCCCAGUCACAUGAUGUGGCCACCCACAGUCCAGCACUCCCAGCAGCAACAUCAGCAACAGCAACAGCAGCAGCAGCAGCUGCAACAUCUGCAAUAGCCUUUCGAGGGACAGGCAGAUAUUCGAGUUGGAGUUUUUAAUUUAUUGCAAUUUAACGCAGAAUCUAUGUUGUAGCCUAAAGAAAAUGCCU
Molecule: messenger RNA, 1447 nt
Organism: Drosophila obscura
Lineage: Eukaryota; Metazoa; Arthropoda; Insecta; Diptera; Drosophilidae
Product: muscle-specific homeobox protein tinman
Exons: 3
Coding region: 67-1356 (429 amino acids)
Biological process (GO): cell differentiation; regulation of transcription by RNA polymerase II
Cellular component (GO): nucleus
Molecular function (GO): RNA polymerase II cis-regulatory region sequence-specific DNA binding; DNA-binding transcription factor activity, RNA polymerase II-specific
Source: RefSeq, a predicted model, not a curated record